CAUGUUAACUCGUGCAGCUCCGGCAGCUGGAUGGAGGCACAGACCCAGUGGCCGCGACGCGCGCAUUCAUGAUUCAAGUUGGAGCCCCGAGACGCGGACGUUCUUCUCCGCUGUGGAUCAGGGGCGUCUCUCUCUCAUUCUCGCUCUCAAUGUCACUCUCCUUGCAGGUUUCUCAGAUUCCCAGUGGACCUCAGCUGUUGACACGACGCAGAGACGCUCCCGAACCCCGGACGGGCUGCAGUCCGGAUACUGGGGGCGGAGCCUGGAGUCCAACCCCAGACACCACGCGAUCAGCCCAUGCCCCAUGCGUCAUUCCUGGCUCCGGCUUCCUUGUCUUGGACUGGUCUGUUUUCUUGAUUACAGGUUUGCUGGCUUGUCUGCUUGAAGCCAAUGCCGUUGUCCGCCGCUUCGCUUGUAUUCCUGGUUGCCGGCUUGGAGGGCUUACCUCGUAUGGCUGUGACUCGGCUACGCUGAUCUAUAAAUCGACCUGAGCCCGGCUGUUUUCCUGCAGUUCUGUUACACAUUGGCAUUGUGCUCUCCCCUUUCCUUCUUUAUCUCUUCUUGCGGUAUCUUUGUCCUUACUCCCUGAAGAUGAAAGACGCCCAUGACACUGCCUCCAUGGCUGAGGUAGAGGACGUCGAGGGCAAGCCUGCUACCACCCAGGAUGCUUUGGCGGCUAGCUACAUCCCAGGGACUGACGAAGAGAAGAAGCUGGUCCGGAAGAUUGACCUAUACCUGCUACCAUGCAUCUGGUGGGUGUCCACCCUGACUGACGCAUACCAGACUAACCAUCGUUAGGAUCAUGUACCUGCUGAGUUACAUGGACAGAACCAAGUAAGUCACA
This is a messenger RNA of Aspergillus versicolor CBS 583.65, 844 nucleotides long. RefSeq lists its product as uncharacterized. The coding region runs from base 69 to 491 and encodes 140 amino acids. Lineage: Eukaryota; Fungi; Ascomycota; Eurotiomycetes; Eurotiales; Aspergillaceae. The record is from RefSeq and is a predicted model, not a curated record. The transcript has a single exon.